Molecule: messenger RNA, 1342 nt
Organism: Copidosoma floridanum
Lineage: Eukaryota; Metazoa; Arthropoda; Insecta; Hymenoptera; Encyrtidae
Gene: Nup62
Product: nucleoporin 62
Biological process (GO): RNA export from nucleus; protein import into nucleus
Cellular component (GO): nuclear pore; nuclear pore central transport channel
Molecular function (GO): phospholipid binding; structural constituent of nuclear pore
Source: RefSeq, a predicted model, not a curated record
UCAAUUCCUCACCUCAUUGCAGCUCAUUGCGUGGUGUAAAGUGUGUAUAAACCCUCCAAAAAGUUGACUCUGCUUCUGACAAAAAGUAUUUGUUUACAGCGAAAUAAUAUAAUACCAAUACUUCCAGGAUUGCUUUUCGUAAUCAGUCAAACAAGCAAAAAUGGCUUUCAACCUAGGGGGUGGCACACCAGCAAACACAGCAACGACAGGCUUCAGUUUGCUAAACAAUCCCGCCAACACUACGUCAAACUUCAAUCUGAGCACAACAACUGCCACAACUGCAAGUGGAUUCAAUUUGGGUGGUGCACCAUCCACUGGAACCACUGGAUUCAGCCUGGGAGGCUCCUCAGCUCCUGCAAGCACUGGUUUUAAUUUGGGAGGUGUACCUGCAGCCACAGCUAGCACAGGAUUUAGUUUUGGAACUCCCUCUACAGCUGCCACAUCUAGUACAACACCUAGUUUGGGUGUUGCUGCAGCUUCAGGAACUCCAGCCAGCACUGGAUUCAAUCUUGGAGGCUCCACAGCAGUAGGAACAACUAGCUUUAGUCUAGGUGGUACUGCUCCAGCAAACACUGCUGCUUCUUUACUUACUUUAGGCAAAACCACUUCUACAUCGACUCCCACUAUUGCUUCUGCAAUCAGUCAACCUCAAACUUCUUUGGGCGCCACCACAACUGUCAGUACUUCUUCGGCCAGUAAGCCAUCAGGCGCAAUAAACUUUUGUCAAUUGGAAGAAUGUAUAAAUAAAUGGACACUUGAAUUGGAAGAGCAAGAAAAAGUUUUUGUUAAUCAAGCGACGCAAAUUAAUGCUUGGGAUAGACUACUCAUAGCCAAUGGAGAAAAAAUUAUCACCUUAAAUCAAGAAGUGGAAAGAGUCAAAUUGGAGCAACAACAACUUGAGCAUGAGCUUGAUUAUGUGGUUGGCCAGCAAAAAGAACUACAAGAUUGUUUGGUGCCUCUUGAAAAAGAACUUUCGACUCUAUCAGUAACAGAUCCAGAGCGAGAAUACACGUACCGUUUAGCAGAAAAUAUUGAUACACAGUUAAAACAAAUGUCUGAGGACCUCAAGGAGAUCAUAGAACACCUGAAUGAGGCAAAUCGUGCACAAGACUCCAGUGAUCCAAUAGUUCAAAUCGUAAAAAUUCUAAAUGCACACAUGAAUAGUUUACAGUGGCUGGUUCAAAGAACAAAUUUAUUGAGUUCGAAAAUACAGCAAGUCGAUCAGAUGCAUCAAAGCUUUAGGCAGGAAAAUGAAAGGACCUUCAGUUUAGCCUAUAAUUAAACAUUUCCAUCAGUAAUAUUUAAAUUGAAGUUCUGUAUUUUUGAAAGAAAAAAAUAUUGU